AUGAAUAUAGAAAGACCAAUAUGGAAUGAAGCUUUUGAUUUUAAUAAUAUAUGGCCAAGUAAUGAAUACUUUUACAUAAAUGUCUACGAUGAAAAUGAAGGCAAAAAGCCAGAUUUAAUUGGCUCGAAACAAGUUAGUCUUGAUGAUGUCAUUGAAAAAGGAGAUUUUGAUGGUUGGGUCAAAUUACCGGGUUUUGUCGGUUUUGGUAGUCAUGAUCAUGUACAUAUAAGCAUGCAUUUUGAAAAAAUAUCAACUGGUUAA
Rotaria socialis is the source of this 261-nucleotide messenger RNA. NCBI's taxonomy places the organism in Eukaryota, Metazoa, Rotifera, Eurotatoria, Philodinida, Philodinidae. The record is from the annotation of a GenBank genome assembly.